AUGAUAUAUCCCUAUUUUCCAGGAGGCUACUACAUAAUAGAACGGAAACUCUUAAAACUGCAGAUUGUCGUGCUGAAUACAAAUUUAAUGAAACGAAACGAGAUUGAUGAAGAUGCUAACAAACAAUGGAAAUGGCUGGAGAAAGUUUUGUACAAGUUCCAGAAAAAUAUGCAAACAGUUUAUCUGGUUGGUCAUGUAGCCCCAGGAUGGGACGAACGUCAAAAGGGCCUAUUUCAUCCGGCUCACGGCGCCUACACGGACUAUCACAAUCAAAAGUACAUCGACAUUGUUCGAAACUACUCGGCCAUUAUUGUUGGUCAGUUUUUUGGACAUUUGCAUUCCGAUAGUUUUAGGGUGAUUCAUGAUAGAAAUGGAAGACCUGUAUCUUGGGCAAUGCUCGCCCCUUCUAUUACUCCAAAAAGAAAUCAUUUAGGCUCCAACAACCCCGGAAUAAGACUGUUCAAAUUCAACAAGGAUACUGGACAGAUCAUCGAUUACACCCAAUACUACCUAGACCUAACCAAAGCCAAUUUACAGUCAAAAGCUGAAUGGACGGUCGAGUACAAUUUCACUGCCUACUAUGGAAUCGGCGAAAUAACUCCGGAAACUUUGAACCAGUUAGCUAGAAAAUUUGUGAGCGACGGCCAGGAAGUUUCCAGUUUAUUUCAAAGGUAUUAUAGAGCGAAUGCAGUAAAGGUGCUACCACAUCCCCGCGACCACUGCGACCUAAGCUGCGUUCACAAUCAUUUUUGUGCCAUAACACAAACCGAUUAUAGUGAUUUUGAAGACUGUUUAAUACGGACUGCAAUGAUUAGAUCGUCCAGCAAGCAAAAUUCACUUCAUUGUAAUAAAGCUGUGUUUAUUUUUCUGAUUGUACUUUUUUGGAUGUAAAUAUCGUCGAUAUAUUUUUUUAUGUGUUUCUUCAAAAUAAGAAAAAAAUAUUUUGACAUUAAGUUUUUUGUUAGUUCAGUGCAAUUAGCAGGUUAGGUGUGUUGAUAAUCUGGAAAAUUGGAGAUAAACCGGUCAACACAAAAGCAUAACUUUUGAGUGGUUGGUUAAACAAUAGUAUAUUACAUACUGAGGUGAGAAGUACCCAUUUCAUUACUGUCGAGAGAUUAGUUAGUUUACUGAGACGCGAAGCGUCGAAGUUAACUAUAAUCUCGAGACAGGAAUGAAACACUUCCCACCUUGGUAUGUAAUAUGCAAUUAUUUUGAACCAUACAUGUAAUUUUCACAUUUCCUACUGGUUUGAAGGUUCGAAAAUGUCACCUUACGUUUGCUUACUUUAAAGCAGGCCGAAAGUGAGAGUUCUUCUGUCACUUUCGGCCUGGAAAUGUCACUUUCGGCCUGAUAAAUUGUUCUUUCACACCUAAACACAAAUCCAGGUGCAAUAUUUGUGUUUAGAAGCAGAUACC
Messenger RNA from Ceutorhynchus assimilis (cabbage seed weevil), 1415 nucleotides. The record is from the annotation of a GenBank genome assembly. NCBI's taxonomy places the organism in Eukaryota, Metazoa, Arthropoda, Insecta, Coleoptera, Curculionidae.